Messenger RNA from Xiphophorus couchianus (Monterrey platyfish), 878 nucleotides. RefSeq names its product phospholipase A2 inhibitor and Ly6/PLAUR domain-containing protein-like. Bases 28 to 696 code for a protein of 222 amino acids. NCBI's taxonomy places the organism in Eukaryota, Metazoa, Chordata, Actinopteri, Cyprinodontiformes, Poeciliidae. The transcript has 5 exons. The record is from RefSeq and is a predicted model, not a curated record.
UCACUCAAUUUGUGAUCCACCAGCAAAAUGUUCCUCUUCACUUUGGUGCUCGUGGUGCUGUUUCUACCGGAAGCUGACACCCUGAAAUGUAAAUGUGUACCUGGCCCCUACAUGAUAUGCUCUGCAGAAACAACUGAAUGUUCCUCACAGAACUAUAGUUGUUUAGUAGCAACAGAAGUCACACUUGUAGGUGGUGCAAAGUUUGAGCGCAACUACAAAGGUUGCAUUACGUCUGAACUGUGUAUUAACUUCUCUGUCAACUAUGGAGAUUACAGAGUUGUACAAAACAGCAAGUGCUGCAGUGAAGAUCUCUGCAACGCCCAGAUUAACUACACAAAACUUGUCUCCACUCCAAAUAGAAAAAAGUGCUACAGCUGUGAUGAAGAAAACUGCAUGAAAACCGUUAAAUGUGCAGGGGAUGAAAACUACUGUGUUAAUGUAACAGGACAUGCAGUAGGAGUAAGUUUCAUGAUGAAGGGAUGUGCCUCUAAGUCGGUGUGCUCAGAUCAUUUUUCUUCAGUGAUGAGUCAGUUAACUUCACAGCACCCUGGAGCAAAGGUUAGCUGCUGCCGGGGCAACUACUGCAACGGCGUCAGCAGCACCAUCAGCCCAGGAAGCAAAAGCAGCGCCAGCAGCACCAGUCCCACCCUGCUGCUCCUGUUGGUGCCUCUGUUGUUUUCUAUCUUUUUUUCUUAGCUCACAGAAGCUACUGAAUUGCUGCCAUGUUUUCUUUUUAAUCACAAUUCAUUUUCUAAACCUGUUCUUUUUAUUUGAUUCUAUAGCUUGGUUAGCUAAGCAACAUUUUAUAAUCAACAACAUCCUCUAUACUUUGUUGUUCUAUACUAAAAUAAUCUUCCUCAAUAAACACAAUUUUUUUU